This is a messenger RNA of Sorex fumeus (smoky shrew), 1421 nucleotides long. RefSeq names its product UDP-GlcNAc:betaGal beta-1,3-N-acetylglucosaminyltransferase 5 (gene B3GNT5). Gene Ontology annotation, cellular component: membrane. NCBI's taxonomy places the organism in Eukaryota, Metazoa, Chordata, Mammalia, Eulipotyphla, Soricidae. Gene Ontology annotation, biological process: brain development. The transcript has a single exon. The coding region runs from base 223 to 1368 and encodes 381 amino acids. The record is from RefSeq and is a predicted model, not a curated record.
AUCCUGGUGUGUUGGGUUCUCAUCGACAACGUGCCCCAUUCCUUUGCAGUCCCAGAGAAGUGGGAUUAAGGGAAGGUACCCGGUGAGAGAAGCAACUCCUUUUGACAUUUUGAUGGCCAACAUGUGUUAAGAUGGACAGCUCUUCAGCACACACGUUUCUAGGGGCCCCGAGAAGUCAGCAACUGUUUUUCACUAACCCUAAAUAAAUGAACACUAACCCAAAUGGAUGUCAGAAGGUUUUUCAGCGGCAGAAGAGUGAAAAAAUGGCAGUUUCUUCAGUUAUCUGCCACCUGCUUUAUCCUGAGUGUCAUGGUGUUCUGGGGGCCUGUGAAUUACGACCUGAUGAAUCAUAUGAAGUCCUAUUCUUACAGAUACCUCAUCAAUAGCUAUGACUUUGUGAAUAACUCUCUCUCACUCAAGCACAGCUUGGACGGGGACCCUCGGUACCCAUACUUGAUUAACCAUGAGGACAAGUGUCAGCGGCAAGACGUUCUCCUUUUACUCUUUGUAAAAACGGCUCCAGAAAACUACCAACGCCGAUUAGCCAUCAGAAAAACGUGGGGCAACGAGAAAUACAUUCAAGAACAAUUCAACGCCAACAUCAAAACUCUGUUUGCCUUAGGAGCGCCUGCCAACUCACAGACGAGGGACGAUCUCCAGACGAAGCUGGUUUGGGAAGAUCAGAUCUACCACGACAUCAUCCAGCAAGACUUUGCUGAUACUUUCUACAAUCUCACGGUUAAAUUACUUCUGCAGUUCAGCUGGGCCAACAGCUACUGUCCACACGCCAAAUUCUUUAUGACUGCGGAUGAUGACAUCUUUAUUCACAUGCCAAAUCUGAUCGAAUACCUUCAGAGUUUGGAACAAAUAGGUGUUCAAGACUUUUGGAUAGGCCGAGUUCACCGGGGAGCGCCACCCAUUCGGAACAAAAAAAGCAAGUACUAUGUUUCCUACGAAAUGUACCAGUGGCCCGCCUACCCUGACUACACGGCUGGUGCGGCCUAUGUCAUCUCCAAUGAUGUUACCACCAGAGUCUACGAGGCGUCACAGACACUGAACUCCAGCCUGUACAUUGACGAUGUGUUCAUGGGCCUCUGUGCCAACAAAAUGGGCAUUGUACCACAGAACCACGUGUUUUUCUCCGGGGAAGGAAAGACCCCUUACCAUCCCUGCAUCUACGAGAAAAUGAUGACAUCUCAUGGACACGUCCAAGACCUGCAUGGCCUUUGGAAGGCUGCCACCGACCCUAAAGUCAAAACUGUCUCAAAAGGUUUAUUUGGUAAAAUCUACUGCAGAUUAAUUAAGAUCGCGCUCCUUUGCAGAUUGACCUAUGUGGACACUUACCCUUGUAGCGCCGCCUUUUUAUAACAGUACUUGAAUGUUAAAUGUUUCCACUGUCACUGAGCCAGAAUGGAAUGAAA